Balaenoptera acutorostrata (minke whale) is the source of this 4393-nucleotide messenger RNA. It is a transcript of the gene GRK1, whose product is annotated as G protein-coupled receptor kinase 1. The record is from RefSeq and is a predicted model, not a curated record. Gene Ontology annotation, biological process: regulation of opsin-mediated signaling pathway; signal transduction; protein phosphorylation. Bases 1 to 1695 code for a protein of 564 amino acids. NCBI's taxonomy places the organism in Eukaryota, Metazoa, Chordata, Mammalia, Artiodactyla, Balaenopteridae. The transcript is spliced from 7 exons. Gene Ontology annotation, cellular component: cytoplasm. Gene Ontology annotation, molecular function: rhodopsin kinase activity; ATP binding.
AUGGAUUUCGGGUCCCUGGAGACGGUGGUGGCCAACUCGGCCUUCAUCGCUGCCCGCGCCAGCUUCGACGCGAGCAGCGGCCCGACCUCCCGGGACAGGAAGUACUUGGCCCGGCUCAAGCUGCCCCCGCUGUCCAAGUGCGAGGCGCUCCAGGCGAGCCUGGACCUGGGCUUCGAGAGCGCGUGCUCGGAGCAGCCCAUUGGCAAGCGGCUCUUCCAGCAGUUCCUGCAGGCCCACGAGCAGCACGUGCCGGCUCUGGGGCUCUGGAGGGACAUCGAGGACUACGACACCACUGAUGACGACCUCCGGCCGCAGAAGGCCCAGGCCAUCCGGGCCGAGUACCUGGACCCCCAGGCCAAGCUCUUCUGCGGCUUCCUGGACAAGGAGACGGCGGCGCAGGCCCGGGAGGGGCCGGCGGGGGCCAGGGACGGGCUCUUCCAGCCCCUCCUGCGGGCCACCCUGGCGCACCUGAGCCAGGCCCCCUUCCAGCAGUACCUGGACAGCCUGUACUUCCAGCGCUUCCUGCAGUGGAAGUGGCUGGAGGCCCAGCCUGUGGGCGAGGACUGGUUCCUGGACUUCAGGGUCCUGGGGCGGGGCGGCUUCGGGGAGGUGUCUGCCUGCCAGAUGAAGGCCACCGGGAAGAUGUACGCGUGCAAAAAGCUGAACAAGAAGCGGCUGAAGAAGAGGAAGGGCUACAAGGGCGCGAUGGUGGAGAAGAAGAUUCUCGCCAAAGUCCACAGCAGGUUCAUCGUGUCUCUGGCCUAUGCCUUCGAAACCAAAACCGACCUCUGUCUGGUGAUGACCAUCAUGAAUGGAGGCGACAUAAGGUACCACAUCUACAACGUGGACGAGGAGAACCCCGGCUUCCAGGAGCCGCGCGCCGUCUUCUACACGGCCCAGAUCAUCAGCGGCCUGGAGCACCUGCACCAGCGGGGUAUCAUCUACCGAGACCUCAAGCCCGAGAACGUGCUCCUGGACGACGACGGCAACAUCCGAAUUUCUGACCUUGGGCUGGCCGUGGAGCUGAAGGAAGGGCAGACCAAGACCAAGGGCUUCGCGGGGACGCCAGGCUUCAUGGCCCCGGAGCUCUUGCGGGGUGAGGAGUACGACUUUGCCGUGGAUUACUUCUCCCUGGGGGUCACGCUGUAUGAGAUGAUCGCGGCCAGAGGCCCCUUCCGAGCCCGCGGAGAGAAGGUGGAGAACAAGGAGCUGAAGCAGCGGGUCCUGGAGGAGGUGGUCACCUACCCCGACAAGUUCAGCCAGGCCAGCAAGGACUUCUGUGAGGCGCUGCUGCAGAAGGACCCUGAGAGGCGCCUGGGGUUCAGGGACGGCUCCUGUGAUGGGCUCCGCGCCAGCCCCCUCUUCAGGGACAUCAACUGGCGGCAGCUGGAGGCCGGGAUGCUGACCCCCCCCUUCGUCCCAGACUCCAGGACUGUCUAUGCAAAGAACAUCCAGGACGUGGGUGCCUUUUCCACGGUCAGGGGCGUGGCCUUUGACAAAGAGGACACAGAAUUCUUCCAGGAAUUCGCCACCGGCACCUGCCCCAUCCCUUGGCAGGAGGAGAUGAUCGAGAAGGGCAUCUUUGGGGACCUGAACGUGUGGCGGCCUGACGGGCAGAUGCCCGACGACAUGAAGGGGAUCUCCGUGCAGGAGGCGGCCCCCUCGUCCAAGUCGGGGUUGUGUCUGGUUUGCUAGACCAGCUGCAGCGCCUCGUGGGUCAGCUGAGCCCCUCCCGCCAGGCCGCCACAUGGCUGUGGCCCGGCGCUCAGCACAGGCAGGACAGAGGAGGCCGGUCCAGCCAGGCCUCCCGCGCAGGGUCAGGAGCGCCAGCAGUAAAUAGUCCACCUCUUUUGCACCCUUUCACUCAAAAAGGAUCCAGUGGUCCCGGGACGGAAUCCACCAGCGACGCUUGGCUCUCCAGGCCCUGGAGCGGACGUGCAAGCUGGUGGCGGCUUGGGCGGCGAGAGUGAAGACUCGGUUCGGGUUUCCUGGCAUCUCAGCUGCAGCUUCGCAGGCCCCUUCGCCUUCUCUGGGCUGGUUCAGAGGUUGGGAAACCCCGGCCUGUGGGCUCGCGGGCUCCGCUGAGACGCCCGGAGUGUGCGCCUGGCCCGGGUUCCCUUAGCGCCCAGCUCUGGUCCCGCCCCUAGCCGGCGGGUCACUGCCGGGGCCGGGCCGGGCCCCACCCGCACGUUGGGGAUGCCGUCUCCACGUCUGCCGGUGCUGAGUCUCCAGUGGGGUCCCCUUGCCGGCCGGGGCCCAGGUGUCCGGGAGGAGGGGAAGGCCCAGGGGCCUGGGGGUGAGGCUGACCGCGGCAGUCACCCCCCUUGGCUUCUCCUCAUCCCGAGACCAUCUCCAGUUGAUGACAACUGGACACAAGCUGCCCACCCCCGGCAGACAGGCCGGGCCAGCGGCUCUCUCCCCCCACCCGGCACCUGCUUCCCACCCCGACUCUGCCUCUUGGCCUGCAAGGCCUGGCCCUCUCCUGGUCUCCCUCCUGGGGCCAGCUUUGGGCUUGUCUUGCUACGUGGGGUUAGCUGCCUGGCGGCCAGGAGCAGUGCCCUCCCUUUCCUGAGCGCCUCUGCCCUCCGAGUGCCAUGCUGGGCGUGGUAGCACCCCUGCCGUCUGCCCCCCCAGCAGCCUCGGGAGAGGAGGGACCCCGAGGAGCGCGACCUUGGGGGCUGCGGCUGAGCCACCUGGGACCAGGGGCCGCGCUGGCCCAGAGCCACGGCAGGGGGCUGGCCCCAGGCUGCUGUGGGCUCAGACAGCCGUCGGGUGUAAGGGAUGUGUCAAGUGUACCUCCGGGUCCCUUGGGCACCGAGGGCAUUAAAGCCCCUUCCUGGUGAACGAACCUGCAGGACGACCCUCUCUCCGGUGCGCUGCAGCCAUAAUGUCCUGCAGGGGCCCUGAAGAGCCGUCCAGUGCUUUUGGUCUGUGACCUGAAACUGCCCCUUGAACCUCUCCUGGGAGGCUGAGAUGGGGGCCCGUGGCCAAGGGAGGCUGGGCUGUCGGCAGGAUCAAUCGCUGUGUCGGCCCUGACGCGGGUUCUGUGUCCUAGGAAGAGACGCGUAGAUUAUCUAACGGCUGUAGAUCUCACCUCACUACGUUCAGGUGCAAGACACACCACUUCUGGUCUUUCUAAACCCAUUUAAUCUGCUCUAGGUCCCCAUGGACCUGAGCAGAGUGAUUUACACCUCAGGGGGUGGGUGUGGCCUGGCCUUUGGCCGCCGUCGGAGUGCCUGCCCGGGGCCCACGGCGCCUGAAGUGUAGCCCCUCCUGUGGAACCAGCAACCCCGUCGGGGACCCCUCUGCCUUCAUCUUAUGCCUGGACGGCCAGAGGAGACAGGGCAUCGAUACAGUUGAAUUUCAGAUAAACAGCAAGUAACUUUUUUCGUGCGUGGGACAUACUUAACGCUAAAAACUUAUUCAACGUUUUUGGCUAAAUGUGGCACAGCUGUUGCAGAUUAUUUACUCAACGUACGUUAUUCCAUGAGCUAGCAGGUCUGUGGGGAUAUAAUCACAGAAGCGAGUUACGUGUGACUUCCGCUGCCUCUCUCUCGUGGUCUGCUCAGGGGUGCCCCCUGCUCCCCAGUAAAACUCAAGCCAGCCCCAUGUAGUUACACGCAGGCAGCAGAAGUCCUGGAGUCACUUCACUUCUAUUUUAAAACGCUUUGGAACUGAAAUUUUCACAUAGAAACAAAGGAAUUGUCAACGUCCACACUGUGGUACGGACACUGCCCCACAGGUGCAGGAGCCUGGCUGUGCCGGUGUCCCGCUGGUCACCCCCACCCAGAGGCGCCCUGCGGCCCCUGUAGGCAGCAACCAAAGCACUGACUUAAAAUGCGCCACCGGGAGAACGGCAGCUCCGGUCACUCCAUUCUUCCCCAGCUGGGCUGGAGGGACGUCUCCACCCUCCCGUCCAGUCGCAGCCUUGGGGCCUGGGGGCAAGGCCGGGAGGCCGGACGGUGCACAGGGCAGUUCCCAGCUGCUGGGUGCGUGCUUAUGGUGACUCUUCAUUGUGGGGUUUCUUCAUGGGCCUUCGGGGGCCUCUGCUGUGGGGCGUCUCGGGUGCAGACCCCCUGACCGGGCACACCCUGAGGGGUCUCGCUGUCACUCCAGCUGUCCCCCGGCUCCCCUGGGCAAGGGACACGCCCUCCAGGCUGGAUAACGGGGCUGCCCGGGCGCUCCCCCGGGCCAGAGCUGGGGGCUCUCUGUGGAGAAGCCUUCGUCCCCGGGCCCUUUCACCCCCGAGCACAAGCCUCGUGAUCCCCGAGGGGUGCUGGGCUCAGGCACUUGGCCCUUGCCGUCGUCCCCAUGCCAGGAGCCAGAGGAGAUCCCGCUUUUCCAUCCUGGUGCGUUCCAACGUGAACUGUGGUGAGGAUGUGGGCCCCCCACA